Desarmillaria tabescens is the source of this 1204-nucleotide messenger RNA. RefSeq lists its product as uncharacterized. The coding region runs from base 23 to 970 and encodes 315 amino acids. The record is from RefSeq and is a predicted model, not a curated record. The transcript is spliced from 4 exons. NCBI's taxonomy places the organism in Eukaryota, Fungi, Basidiomycota, Agaricomycetes, Agaricales, Physalacriaceae.
UGGAAAACGGAACAAACAGGGCAUGGGGUGGCAGUUGAAGAAGGGGGACUUGAAGCAAUCAAAGUUCAUGCUGUCUGCUGUUCAGAAUAUCUCGGGGCGUAUAGAGGAGUUAGGAUGUCCGUGUUAUCUUUCAGGUCCAAAGGACAUAUCCUGGUUCAUCCUGGGCGCUCCUGUAAUACCAGUGACUGACAUUUGGUUCUCCGUCGACCUUAGCGAUGGGAUGACACUAGACGACCUAUUCCAAAAACUCAAAGUCUCCCAACGGAUCUGCAAAAUCCUCAUCGAGCAGGCCCCACCCCCCGAAAGCCUCGGUCUACACCCGGCAUUGGCGUACGGUUUAACAAAAGAUGGGAUACCUAUCUACAACCCCGGGCACACCCUCUUCUCCCACUUUACGCAGCCACGUUUGCGGAACGCGAUCUUGGCCGACUACGGGCUCCCGGAACGAACUGUGGAUCUUCGGAAGGCGUUUCUGGAUGGAGAGGAAAGGGAUCAGCUCGAUGAGUUGGUGAAGGCUGUAUGUGGCGUGCAUGCGGAGUUGAAGGGGGUGUUUGCGAACCUUGGGUGGUUUGUGAUACGUGAAGAAACAAAGGCGGUCGUCAAUCCAGCGCUGCCCUCACUGGCACAGCAACAAGAGGAUAAUCCAAGGGAUGAUAUAGUAUUCGAGGCCACGACAAUGCCGAUGAAGGUGCUCUCCGAAAGUGGUUAUCAUUGCGUCGUCUCUGGUAUGAUGGCAUCGUAUCUUCAGGCUAACGAUGCGGAAUUACUGUUGCCCGAAGUGAGUUCUGUAAAAGAAAUUUCGUCCAGAGAUGCUGAACUUUUUUUUCUCCCCCUAGUCAACGGAAAUCGCUGUAUUCUCUCACGACGAUGUCAAAGUCAUCCGGAGUCUCCUAUCGAAGCAUUCUCUGUUCUACACCGGAAGGAUAAAAGUCCCAGGAUUAGAGACGAAAUCGCAGGUCCUCUUUUAUAGAGUCCAUGGACGCGGCAGGGGAGCGCGGAAAUGGACGUUGUGCAAGUGUUUCGGCUUGAAAACGACGGUUUGCAAUAAGUAUCCAGAAGCUAGGAAGAUCCAGCGUAUCUUUAUCUGAGCUGUAAGAGUCCACCUGAUCCGUCAAAGCUUAUUAAUAGCACGUCAGCCGCGGUACGAUGAGCAUACAUACUCGCUGUUCACAGCAUUUGCCUAAGCAUUCUUUCUCGAGGUUAG